Messenger RNA from Peniophora sp. CBMAI 1063, 1587 nucleotides. The record is from the annotation of a GenBank genome assembly. Lineage: Eukaryota; Fungi; Basidiomycota; Agaricomycetes; Russulales; Peniophoraceae.
AUGCUCGCUUCGACUUCGAAAAAUGCUGCCCGUGUAGUACGCCGGAGUGUGCCCGGAGUGGCACAUAGAGCAUAUGCCGUCGAAGCAACUUCAUCGCCUCGAGCGCCGGCGUCCAAUCGGCCUCAUACCAUAUACUCUUCCAAUGAGCUGCUCGAGCGUCAUGCGGCGACCGGGAGACCUCUCGGCUCUCUCAUGACCGCUCUCAGCAUGAAGAACUCGAACAUGACGCCGGAUAUUCAUUCCUACUAUUAUUUGAUAGAGGCUUUGACCAAAGCGGGAGAGUGGCGAGAGGCUUGGGCGCUUUUGGACGACGCGAAGUUAUCCGGUCAUGUACCGGAUGCAUCAAUGUAUAAUCGACUACUGUAUGGUGUCUCGCGCGAAAGCCCAGAUGUCUCGUGGAAGGUUUUCGACAGCAUGAAGAAGGACGGCGUUGCGCCGAACGAGGAGACGUACAGACUCUUGCUCUCACGAAGUCUCGCCGCUGGAAAUUUCGAGAUGUCCAUGAAGAUACUAUUCGACAUGGAAAAGAAUGACUUCCAACCCUCCCUGGAUGGCACGCAAGCUCUCUUGAACCUCGCUCUGGACCGUGGUCUUGUCCGUGUAGCGCAUGAGAUUGCGCAAAACUAUGAGGACGGCGGAGUUCGCACGCUACAACCUGAGCUCUGGGUCAAGAUGCUCACGGUCGCGACGGACUUGUACUAUGCCGAUGGUCUUCCUGCACUAUGGAAGAAAGUCAUCAACGACCUCAACCUGACGCCGGACGAAGGCACCUGUGUCGAAGCGCUCCGGGUCGCAGGCCGGUUCGGUCUGGCCGACCUCGCCGUUGAAGCUCUCCGCAUCCUCCGCGCACAGAAGGUCGCGUUACAGGAGUACCAUUUCGCACCCAUGGUCCAAGCCUUUGUCCGUGCCAACCGUCUCAAGGACGCCUUCGCUGUCCUCUGUCUACUCAAGGCACAGAACUUGCCGGUCACGCUCGCGGCCGCGCAGCCCAUCUUCCAGGCUAUCCAUGCGGACCCGGCGCUUCUGGAGCCAGCGUGGGCCGCGGUGGAGGAAUUGCAUACGGAGGGCACAGCACUAGAUGCUUCGUGCGUGAACGUGCUCAUCCAGGUCUCCGUCGCACAGGGAGAUCUUCAACGUGCGCUCGGCGCUCAUAGCAUCCUCGCCGAACUUGGUCUCUCCGCUACACCCGAGACGUUCGACAUCCUGAUGUCCGGCGCAUCUGCUGCGAAGAAUCGCGCUUUAGGCGAGACACUCCUUGCUGAUAUGAAAGCUGCCAACUUGGUACCUACGGCGGAGACGUACGAACGCGUCAUUGGGCUCGCGCUCAUCGGAGACGAUUAUGAGAACGCGUUCCAGUACCUCGAGGACAUGAAGGCUGCUGGAUAUACACCGAGCGGCCAGGCGUACGAAAAUAUCAUUCGCAGGUGUAUUGCGGGCCAGGACGAGCGAUACUUCAUGGCAGUCGAGGAGAUGCAAUCGCAUGGCCACAAGAAGUCGAGGCAAUUGGACGAAUGGAUGUUCAGGCAGCGUGAGGCUAGGAGAAACAGGCAGGCGGCAGCGUCAGGGCCGGAGAUCGAAUAUCUCUAA